AUUUCAUCCAAUUAAAAAAUUUCCUUCUUUUCUAGAUUCCUUGUAACCCAUUAUUCUAAGAUUAAGGAUCGAUGUUUAGCUUUAAUUUAUUUUCAGAAUUCACAAAUGGGAUUUUUAAGACUCAAUACAAAUGUUUUUCAGUAUCUAUGUUACCUGGAAAUGAGAGAAAAGAUGUAGAAAGAGGAGGAAAGAUUAUUAUGCCACCCUCUGCAUUAAAUCAAUUAACAAGAUUAAAUACUGAAUACCCAAUGUUAUUUAAAUUGACAAAUUUAAAAACAAAUAGAAUAACUCAUUGCGGUGUUUUGGAAUUUGUGGCAGAUGAAGGAAAAAUUUAUAUUCCAUAUUGGAUGAUGAGAAACAUCUUACUUGAAGAGGGAGGUUUUGCUCAAGUUGAAUGUAUUUCAUUGCCCAUUGCAACAUAUUCUAAAUUUCAACCACAAUCAGUUGAUUUCUUAGAUAUUACAAAUCAUAAGGCCUUAUUAGAAAAUGCCUUAAGAAAUUUUGCAUGUUUAACAACAGGGGAUAUUCUGGCUAUUGAAUACAAUGAUCAAAUAUAUGAAUUAUGUGUGUUAGAAACAAAACCUGGAAAAGCAGUGUCAAUUAUUGAAUGUGAUAUGAAUGUUGAAUUUGCAGCCCCUGUUGGAUAUAAAGAGGAAGAACUACCAGAAGAUGAAAUAAUUGAAGAGUUAACUGAAAUCGAUCAAAAUAUCGAAGAUUUGAAAUUUUCGGCAUUUAGUGGACAAGGAAGCAGAAUUGAUGGAAAAAAUCAUAAAAUUGAAAUGUUUAAAUCAAAUAACAUAGUCAAAAGAGGGAUUCCCGAUUAUGAUUUUAACAUCAAUAAGUUAGUAUUCUCAAGAGGUGUCUUUAAAAAAACGGAAAAUAAGGAAACGAACAGUCAAAAUAAAUCAUUUCAACCGUUUUCAACUGAAGGUAAAAAGCUACGCACCCCAAAAUAUUAAACCAUGUGAAAUACUUACUAUUAUUUACAAAUUUAAAUAUUAUGUUAUAUAUCUUAUCUAUAUAAUAAAACAAUCCUUAAAAUUUGAUCCACUAUAUAUAUAUAUAUAUAUAUACCAAAGACUUUCAUGGGAUUUUUUGAUCAGGCCCAGCCUAGGCCACAUUAAAAAAAAUUGAAGGCCUGGCCCAUAUUUUAAUAUUAAAAAA
Messenger RNA from Gordionus sp. m RMFG-2023, 1164 nucleotides. RefSeq names its product ubiquitin recognition factor in ER-associated degradation protein 1-like. Gene Ontology annotation, cellular component: VCP-NPL4-UFD1 AAA ATPase complex. The transcript has 12 exons. Gene Ontology annotation, molecular function: polyubiquitin modification-dependent protein binding. The coding region runs from base 72 to 959 and encodes 295 amino acids. The record is from RefSeq and is a predicted model, not a curated record. Lineage: Eukaryota; Metazoa; Nematomorpha; Gordioida; Chordodea; Parachordodidae.